CUGAUCAGUGCAGCAGUAGACCGGAGGAAAAGCGGGUCUGAGUUAACGCCAGCUAUUCGUACAGUUAAAACAACCGCACAAAAUAAGAUAAAAUGAGACCAGGAUUCAGCCCAAGGGGAGGUGGUGGUCGUGGAGGAUUUGGUGGAAGGGGACGAGGCGGAGGAGACCGCGGAGGAAGAGGAGGAUUUCGAGGAGGCAGGGGUGGUUUUGGUGGAGGAUUCAAGUCUCCGGGAGGUGAAGGUGGCUUUCGUGGACGAGGCGGAGGCCGUGGCACUCCUAGAGGACGGGGAGGAGGAAGAGGGGGAGGACGAGGAGGCUUUAGAGGAGGAGCCAAGGUGACCGUAGAACCCCAUAGACAUGAAGGAGUUUUUAUCUGCCGUGGUAAGGAGGAUGCUCUGGUCACAAAGAACAUGGUGAUUGGAGAGUCUGUGUACGGAGAGAAGAGGAUAAAUGUCGAGGAAGGAGAAACUAAGAUUGAGUACAGAGCGUGGAAUCCUUUCAGGUCAAAGUUGGCCGCUGCCAUUUUAGGAGGUAUUGACCAGAUCCACAUCAAGCCAGGAGUAAAGGUCAUGUACCUGGGAGCCGCUUCAGGAACUACUGUAUCCCAUGUUUCUGACAUUGUUGGACCGGAAGGGUUGGUGUAUGCUGUUGAGUUCUCACACAGAUCGGGCAGAGACUUGCUUAAUGUAGCGAAAAAAAGAACCAAUAUUAUUCCCAUCAUUGAAGAUGCCCGACACCCGCACAAGUACCGCAUGCUUGUCGGAAUGGUGGACGUCAUCUUUGCUGAUGUUGCUCAGCCUGACCAAACCAGAAUUGUUGCCCUCAACGCACACAAUUUUCUAAAGAACGGAGGCCAUUUUGUUAUUUCAAUCAAGGCGAACUGUAUUGACUCCACAGCAGCUCCAGAAGCAGUGUUUGCGUCCGAGGUGAAGAAGAUGAGCGCUGAGAAUAUGAAGCCUCAGGAGCAGCUCACACUGGAGCCAUACGAGAGAGAUCACGCUGUCGUUGUCGGAAUCUACAGACCACCACCCAAGGGGAAGAAAUAAGGAUUUAUUGUGAAAACUUUCAUCUCUUGUUCGCAUCCUUCUUCGCUCCUGAAAUUCUUGCUUCAGCCACUAGAUGGACCCACAGUUUGCAGAUGACAAAAGACUGAUAUAACUGAACCAUUUUCCUGCAUCCAUUGGGACGGGAGUGCAUCCCGCUGCAAUAUAUUCUUUAUGGAGAGUAACACAGCUCCCGGGUUUUUCUGUUUUGUUUUUUCUUUGUAUGAUUAUCCUCUGUGUAAUAUACAGUACCGAGAGAUGAAUUUUGAGUUUUGCUUGUCAGAAUUAUUGGAAUCUCGAUUAACUAGAUCAACAGUUUUCAGAAGCAUACCUUUGUUAUUGUUUCUUUAAAUAUUUUUAGUAAAACAUUUUUAUCUGA
Molecule: messenger RNA, 1422 nt
Organism: Danio rerio (zebrafish)
Lineage: Eukaryota; Metazoa; Chordata; Actinopteri; Cypriniformes; Danionidae
Gene: fbl
Product: fibrillarin rRNA 2'-O-methyltransferase
Biological process (GO): chromatin remodeling; rRNA processing
Cellular component (GO): nucleolus
Molecular function (GO): methyltransferase activity; RNA binding
Source: RefSeq, marked provisional